AACGGCGCUAAAAUUCAAUCGUGCGUAACCUUUCUCUAAGUUUUCGAAUAAACACUCAUGUGGUGUAUUUCUUGACUAAAUACCGGAUUAUAAAUCAAUCUAGUCGUGUCAUUAUUAUUAUUAUCAUUGUUAUUUCUGUUAGCAAUUGAAAAUUCUCCCACACUUUAAAAUACACCGACAUGUUUAGUCGUGUUCCGUUAACUGAUGAUUUUAAUCAUUUGGCAUUAUGUGCUAGAGCAAGUUUAUCUCAUCAAGCUGAAAAGAAAAUUCAUUCAAUAUUAAACUGUGGACAGUUAUCGUUUAGAAGUAAUUUAUGCAAUUCUAAAGAUGAAAUUGUGCAUAUUCAACAAAUCGUUACAGCUAAUAAUCAUAUUAAUAAUAACAAUGCAUUAACUAUUUUACCCACUAACAAUAAUAUUGAUAACAUUACUAAUACUAAUACUACUACCAGUAAUAAUAUUAGUAAUAACAAUAAUAUCCAAUCAAAUCAAUGUGUAACUGCAAAUCAUCAUUCAUCUAAUUGUAGUGAACGCGUUAAACGUCAUCACUGUACAGACUGUUCGAAAUCAUUUUAUCGUGCCAGUGACCUAGUGAAGCAUCGUCGUACGCAUACAGGUGAAAAACCAUUCGCAUGUUUACAAUGCGGUCGUGCAUUCGCAGAUUCGAGUAGUCUCUCCGCCCAUAAACGAAUACAUACUGGUGAACGGCCAUAUCAUUGUUGUGAAUGUGGUAAAAAUUUCUCCGUAUCAAGUAGUUUAGUAAAGCACAGACGUAUACAUACUGGAGAACGACCAUAUAGAUGUGAAUUCUGCGGUAGAGCAUUUUCAGAUAAUAGUAGUUAUAGUGCACAUAAAAAACGUAGUCAACGUUGUACACCUAUUGUGAUGAAUACGCCCAAUAUUCUUGGUAAUAAUAUUAAUAGCAAUGUCGGAGACUGCGAGAAAAACAAAUGUGAAGGUUGUGCUUUUCUUGAUGCACACACACAAGCAGUUAUACAUCCUGCGGGAGCUGCUGCAAAAGCUGCGGCCGCAGCCGCUGCUAACGCUGCUGCCUCUGUAUCUGUUGAACACUUUUUAAAUAAUCCAAAUACUGUUGUUAUGUCUAAAAUAGACGGAAGUAAUGGUUUCUGUCCGAAUUCAUUGAAUUUAGCAUUUCCUAGUCCACAAAGUACGAAUAAUAUUCAAGCUACUGCUUUAACAUAAAUAUUAACGUAAAGAAAAAAGAUAUUAUCACUAUUCUACAAAACUGUACGUAUAAAUUUAUAAUAUCUAUGUGUAGAAGUGGUUUUCUUCAUUAUUUUCAACGUGUUGCGGAGGUGGGAGAGCUUACUGUCUAUUUUAUACUUAGAAAUAUUGAAGUCAUUUAAAACUUUAAAACAGGCUUGAAUUUGCUGUGACAAAUGUUGCUGUUGUUUUCGAACUUCAAAUUAUAAUUGUCUCUUUAGCUGACGUUUUGUUGUUCACUUUACUGCACAACUUGUUGUAAGUAUUCAUUUUGAUAAGUAAUUAAAUAACUAAUAUGUCCACUUGAUAAUUUGGAUAAAGCAGCAGAAUUUAGAAAAUAUUUAUAAAUAUCAUAUUGUAUCUUUUUCUAUCUGUACGUUUGUUUUCCCCUUGUUGUGUAUCAUUAUUAUUAUUAAUCACACCAUAUGAUGACUGUAACAUCGUCUGUUUUUUGUGUGUUUGAUUCUCACCUUUUUCACUUUCUUCUGACUUUCAUGUCAUGCAAAAUAAGUUUUCUUUGUUUGUUACAUAAUACUAAUUUAUGUGUAUUUAUUUAUCGUGUAUUGAUAAUAUCCGCAUUAUUUAUUGGCUACCCUUUCCUAUCUCUUUCAUGUAUUUAAUGCUUAUUAUUGUAUAUUUUCAAAUAUUACUGAAAUAACGCGUUGAGGAAGACAAAGAAGUUGACUGACUUUUUGUCCAUUCCCCAGUCAUAGUUGUUUGUUUGAAAUUUCCUAAUACGUUAUUCAAGUGGAUUUUAUUAUUAUUGUUAGUAGUAGUAGUUCGUUUACACAAUUUUAUAAAUUAUUUUCAAGGUUUAAAGGCUAAUUUAUUAGUCUUUGAAUGUGUAUACAUUAGUUAUGCUUUGUUUUAUAUGCUGAACCUUUCAAACUC
Trichobilharzia regenti is the source of this 2114-nucleotide messenger RNA. NCBI's taxonomy places the organism in Eukaryota, Metazoa, Platyhelminthes, Trematoda, Strigeidida, Schistosomatidae. The record is from the annotation of a GenBank genome assembly.